GUGGGUUCUGUGCCGGGGAAGCUACUUAAGAGGGGUUGCCGAGCCCUUUAGAUUGGCUCAUUUCCAGCCACCGGAUUCAGAUGGUUUUGCCAAAACAGAACCAAAAGAAAUAAAAGUAGUGGUUUUGGCUUUUCUACCAUGAGGUAGAAAGGAAGCGCCUGGGAGAGGGGUGCGGAGCGCGCGCGGCGUUUGAACCGUUGCGAGGCGCCUCGUGGGACGGAAGGAAGGCGCAGGCCCUUAGCCGGUUGUUGGCGCGGCCUGGACCGAGGGGAGGGAGCAGCUGCGGUGGGUCCCGCCCCGGAGUUCGCGGGAGGCAACAGCUCGGGGCAGUCGGGGAAGGGCCCGCGUGGUUGCCUUGGGCUCCUCCGAAACAGGCGUCGCGAAGGGGAGCCAAGAUGCUGCGCUCCGCGUUGCUGCCAGCCUUGGCUCGAGGCUGUUUGCGGAGGAGCCUCCCGCAGUUCCGCGCGGGAGGAGCGGAGGGGAGGCAGCGGCGGUGCCUCUUCUCCGGCUCUCCCUCGUCCGCUUCUCACUGGAGCAAAGUGGUCUCCGAAGCCGAGAAGAUAGUGGGCUAUCCGACCUCGUUCCUGAGCCUCCGCUGCCUUUUGAGCGACGAGCUGAGCAACAUCGCCAUGCAGGUGCGCAAACUGGUGGGGACCAGGCACCCGUUGCUCAACACGGCCAGAGGUUUUGUGUUGGAUAGCAGGAACAACCUGCAGAUGAGAGGCUUAGUGGUUUUACUUAUAUCUAAGGCAGCUGGGCCCAGCAUAACAGCAAAGAGCUCCCUCCAAAAUGAUAUGAUCAGUGGGAUAUAUUCUAGCCAACGAAGUCUGGCAGAGAUUACUGAGUUGAUUCACACAGCUUUCCUGGUACAUCGUGGGAUAGUAAACAUUGGUGAACUGACAUCAUCGGAUGGCCCGUUGAAGGACAUGCAAUUUGGAAAUAAAAUGGCUGUCUUAAGUGGUGAUUUUCUUCUAGCAAAUGCAUGCACAAGCCUUGCUGAGUUGCAAAAUACUAAGGUGGUAGAGAUCAUGUCAAGUGCCAUUGGUGAAUUAAUACAAGGGAUAUAUUAUGAAAAUUCAAACUUGGAAAACGGAAAUGGUCUCACAGAUGACAUUGGGAUAUCAACGUGGAAGGAGCAAGUUUUCCUGUCCCAUAGUGCCUUGCUGGCAAAAAGCUGCCAAGCUGCAAUGGAAUUGGCAAAACAUGAUGCAAGGAUCCAGAAUAUGGCAUUUAAGUAUGGAAAGCACAUGUCUAUGAGUCAUAAGCUAAAUGUCGACAUUCAGCCAUUUUUGAAUGAAAGUUCUAAUGAUUCUGUGGCCUUCAGUUUAAAUUCUGCUCCUGUAGUCUUGCAUCAAGAUGUCAUUGGAAGAGAAGCCUGGAUUAAGCAGAUUGAAGAGGCUCAAGUUAAAGGAAACUUAAUAGACUAUACAAAGUUGCAAGAUGCAAUCAAGGCUGGCAAAGGUGUGACUUCAGCUAUUGACCUAUGUCGUUACCAUGGAAACAGAGCACUGGAGGCUCUGGAGUGCUUCCCUCCCUCAGAGGCCAGAUCUGCUUUAGAAAACAUUGUUUAUGCUGUGACAAGAUUUUCAUGAUCUACAAUUGGGAAAAGGAGCCACUUUUUGUUUGCAGUAAUGAGCAGAACAGAUAAUAGUGGAGAGCGUCAAGAUCUGCCAUUGCUCCGCAUCUAAAUGUGUCAGUGGCUUUAAAAAACGUGUUUUUGUUCCACUCACCACAUUCCCAAACUAACAUAUACCCUUCGGAACUGCUACAAACAAAAUUAGGGGAAAAAGGUCAAACAGUUUUCACUUGUCAUGCCAGAAGCACACUUGAGGCUGCACUGGUAGCAAUAAUUAAUGAGACUCGCUUCUGUGACCUCAGCAAAUGGACAGGAAAUAAGUCCUUAUUGAUUGGACAUAGCCAGGGAUGGCGCCAGUGUGGUGGCCUGUGGUUUUCCUGCACUAGAGAAGACAGAGGGGGGCCCUGAAGCUGCAGGUGUCGGGAGAAAUGCUUUCUAAAUCUGCCAGAGAGAGGGCUGUUUAAAACCAGAAUUAAUGUACCAAUUUAUCAACAUGAAGGGCAGCUCGAUGAAUUAGCAGGGGAAAGGAGGGAAUCUUUUAUCUGACUACAUGCCGCUAUGUCUCCUCACACUGUUUCGUUAUGUAUUUACAUAUAAAAUUACCCUUUGCCUAAUGCAUUGUGUGUUUGAAAGAGUUGCUGAGAGCGCGCAUCAGGUAUGGUAAGAGCUUUGUAAUAUUUAUGUGGUUCUGCAGAAAAGAAUAAUUUUGAACGUGCUGUUUGUAUAGUCUUCAAUUUGGUUCAGUGGGUGGGGUUUUAAACUUCCAGGGUAAUAUAUUUGCCUUCUGUAUAAUAUGUCACUUAUUUCAGCAAAUGCAGGUACUACAUUUUCCUUGAUUUACUGAACAUUUUGUUUUAAUUCACACCAAAUAAAUGCUUCUUCAUACAA
This is a messenger RNA of Lacerta agilis (Sand lizard), 2464 nucleotides long. RefSeq names its product decaprenyl diphosphate synthase subunit 2 (gene PDSS2). The transcript has 8 exons. Bases 396 to 1592 code for a protein of 398 amino acids. NCBI's taxonomy places the organism in Eukaryota, Metazoa, Chordata, Lepidosauria, Squamata, Lacertidae. Gene Ontology annotation, molecular function: prenyltransferase activity. Gene Ontology annotation, biological process: ubiquinone biosynthetic process; isoprenoid biosynthetic process. Gene Ontology annotation, cellular component: mitochondrion; transferase complex. The record is from RefSeq and is a predicted model, not a curated record.